This is a messenger RNA of [Torrubiella] hemipterigena, 1720 nucleotides long. Lineage: Eukaryota; Fungi; Ascomycota; Sordariomycetes; Hypocreales; Clavicipitaceae. The record is from the annotation of a GenBank genome assembly.
CGGCCUACGUUUAUCUUACGCUCACUCAAGCUGUAGUCCCCUGGCAGGUCGUAAUCUCGACCAUACCGACGAGCCGAACCCGUACAGCUAUGGAGCAAACUUGCUUCUAGUUCCCUAUAAUCGCCGUGUCGCAUCCCUGCCAUCGUUUUUGCAGGUAGGCAAGCACACAGUGGACUAACUGUGACUCACUCCACCCAUAUUCGAAACUUGAAAGGCUCGACGUCUUUUAAAAUAUCGCACAUUCUCUUCUCUGCGGUAUUCACCAAUAAAAUCGUCGGCAUAUACAAUGAGAGGGCUAUCGCUGGUCGGGCUACCGAAGCACCUACUCGCUGAUAUCCUUCAGUUUCUCCCAGAUGCUGCUGCCUCGCCGCUGCUGUUUCCACGCACUCGGCACUACGCUCUGCAUUUCAGGAGCAUAAUCGUCUAGUCUUGGAGGCAGUCGUCGCCAAUGAAGUCACAACUGAGCUUUUUGCAUUUGCUCUGACCGCCGAUGAAUCAAGACGCGCCCCCUUCGAAUUAGUUCGCGCAGUCGACCUGUUAACGGACCUUCACAGAAAAGCUGCGCCUUCACAUCCACUAGAGACAUACUCGUUGGAAUUUGGACAUCUUACUAUGGCGAAAGCUCUUGCUAUUAGUAAGAUGAGCAAUAUCAUUGGCUAUUUUGCGGACCGUAUUGGAGAUAUGAUGCUGAACGCUUCAGAGGAUGCCCCAUUUUUGCCAGCGUACCAGGAGAAAAUAUCACCGCCGAUAUCACCCACAUAGAGAUUCUUAAUAUGCAGAGCCCUCUAUCGCUUUGAAAUAUAUUGUGGUCUAUUUUACGGCGAUGGACGCGGGAUCGAUCCUCCCUCGCGGCGACGUGACCAGAUGAAGUUAGUCGCUAGAUUCCAUUUGCUAGGCUACUGUCCACCUUGGGUCAAUGAGCAGCUGGGGUGUAACUACGACUUCAUCGAACGCAUCUUGUCAGAGUCUUUUAAUGAAGUAGCUAAGCACGAUGUUGUAUGGGGAGAACAUGGGGUUGAGUGGCAAACGAACGGGCAAGCAAAUGGGUAGAAGCAAGGUAUACUCUCUUACGGGCUUGGUUUCCUUCAUCAGGUUGUCACUGCGACGGGGUACGACGAGCAGUGUGAGAUUCUCUCGUCAAAGAACUUCCCAUAUACAAAUCGCAUGCUUCCCAGACUUUUGGCGAGCGUAGUAACUACGGUUGAAAUCAGUAUUACACCGGCUCCUCUCACGCGCCUAAACCGGUGGACGUUCGAAAAUUUUGAAAAGAACCUCGACCGACAACGAUACUUCCUCGAUUCUAGAGUGCGCACCAGUCCUGCUGUUGAUGGCUAUGACAGGUUUCCUUUUCAGAUCUGGAAAGAAGCUCAUAGGAAUUCUUGCAUGCAUGAAUCUGGUUAUAGCGAAGCAGAGCGAGGGUUGCGCUGGUACGGUUAUGUACUACGGGACUUUUCUAACAUGUCCGAGAAAGAUAUAUCUCGUCUCGCUGGACUUGGCAAUUCCAGACCCAACGAAAGCAUGACUAGAGAACAGGAAGAUGUCAUUGCACAUUCCUUUACAGAGCGCAAGGACAUCUUCGACAGAGGUGGACGGGGGUACUGGUCUCCGGGAGACACGAGCCGCAUCGUGUGGCAGGACCAUGGUGAGCAAGUCGGCAGGGUUCAAGAAGCCAUAACCUAAAAAUAGUAGAAAUUUCAAUAGAAGAUAAUUAACUUGGCAA